Molecule: messenger RNA, 704 nt
Organism: Fragaria vesca subsp. vesca
Lineage: Eukaryota; Viridiplantae; Streptophyta; Magnoliopsida; Rosales; Rosaceae
Product: ubiquitin-like protein-like
Exons: 5
Coding region: 125-436 (103 amino acids)
Molecular function (GO): protein binding
Source: RefSeq, a predicted model, not a curated record
GACUUCUCCAGAACUUUGAUUCGUUUAGCCGGAGGAGACUGAGGCCAGCAAAUCAAGCCGCCGCGUUCUCAGGGUUUUGGUGGCAGCAGCGGGUUCGUGCUCGUAUAGUGUUCACGGUUGAACAAUGGCCAUGUAUAUCCGUGUUAAGCGUAGUAAGACAACGUACUUUAUCCAGUGUGAACCAACUGAGACAAUUUUAGAUAUUAAGCAGAAAUUGCAAAAUCUUAUUGAUCAAUCAGUAAAUGAUCAGCGCUUGAUCCUAGUCAGUACUGGCGCAGUACUGGAUGAUUCAAAGACAUUGGCAGAUCAGAAGGUGGAAAAUGAUGGCAUUGUAGCACUGACCUUGAGAAAAGAUGAUGAUGAGUUUGAAGAAGUGAACAUUGUGCGACCAGAUGACUUCUACCAAUCUCGUGAUGGAGAUGCUGGCAGUUGGUGAAGUUAGCUUUUCACUCUGGGAAAGUUUUAACUCGCUGCAAGCAUCAGCACAUCGGGUGUAGAUCUUGGCCAUCCGCACCUAUGACACCAGUCCGUCUGCUUGUAUUGUGGGAGAAUCAUACUAAAUAAUGAACAUUCUAAAGUUUUAUAGAUGGAAGAUUUGGGGAGAGCUUCAAAUUGACUGUAUGAUUAUUAUUUAUGAACAAUGUUUCACAUCAAAAUAAGCAAACCAUUUACAGUAGAAUGAGAAUGAUGCUAUUGUGAAUAUC